UUCUUCCCAUCAACCAAACCAAUAAUUUUUUUUUAACUUCACCCCCCCAAAAAAACUAACUUUUAAAAAUGGGAAUCCCAAACAAACCAUUGUUGUUGUUCCUCCUAAUCAUCACUAUCACCUUCUCUUCUCUUCUCACACUCUCCACCUCCCAUUCUUCCCCUUCCCCAUCCCCAUCCUCCACCGCAGAUGACGACGAAGAAACCACCGCAUCACCAUCAUCUUCCACCGGAGAAGAACAAGAGGAAGAAGAGGAAGAAACAGACGCUACUGAUUCCUCUCCAUCUCAAUCUCCUCUGUCGUCGUUGUUUGGAUCCCCCAGCCCGUCUCCCGAACCUGCGCUGAGAUUCUCCUCCAAGUUUCACCGCCGGAUGCAAGAGACCGCGGAGUCCCCGGCGGCGGCCGACCGCUCGUCGAAGCUGGUGGCCCAGCUCUGCGCCGGGACGGAGAACCCGGCCAGGUGCACGGCGUACUUCCACUACUCCAAGUCCGACGACGCGGCGCAGAUCAUCGACGCGGAGCUCGGCACGCUGAACACGCUGCUCAUUGAAGCCAAGUCCGCCGCCGUCAGGGCCCAACAUCAGGGCCGGGCCUCCCCUGACGUGGCCCAUGGGCUCGACGUGUGCGUGGAGAAUUACGACAAGGCCAAUGCCAACCUGGACAGGGCGUCCGUCGCGUGCGCCAAGUGCAUGGGCCCCAACAAGGCGACGGAGUGCACGGCGAAGGAGGUCGGGGAGGUGAAGACGAUGCUGAGCGCCGUCAUUAGCAACAUCGGGUUCUGCGACGAGGCCUUCGACGGCCAAGGAUUGCCCCGGCCGCCGACCAAGGAAAUUAACGAGGCCGUGGUUGAGCUGGCUGACUGGUUGUUGGAGUUCUCCAAGAAAUUGGAUGAAUGAUCCGUUUUCCAUCACCUGGUGGUCUCCCUAUUUUUCGUGAUGCUUUAAUAGAUUAGAUAUACAUAAUUGAGCAUGUUUCGAUCUGAUUUCAUGUAUGAUGAUCGUUAUUAAAAUAUAUACAUAUACGGUUUUUUUUUCAUGAUAUUAUUAGUAUACGAAUACAUGUCGGCCAUCGGGCAAUUUUGUAGACAGGUUGUUUCAAUAGAUGAUAUAUUCGCAUUUCAAGUUAGUUGAUUGUCGGAUAUGUUUUUUUUUUUUUUGUAUUUUGGUAAAUUUUAAUUGUCAAUUAUUUUAUUUUGAUUAGAUCCAUCUUCGAAUCGGGAUUUAGAAAAUCGUAAAUAAGAAUUUAUUCAUUAA
Messenger RNA from Linum trigynum, 1253 nucleotides. The record is from the annotation of a GenBank genome assembly. Lineage: Eukaryota; Viridiplantae; Streptophyta; Magnoliopsida; Malpighiales; Linaceae.